Messenger RNA from Echinococcus granulosus, 639 nucleotides. RefSeq lists its product as hypothetical. NCBI's taxonomy places the organism in Eukaryota, Metazoa, Platyhelminthes, Cestoda, Cyclophyllidea, Taeniidae. The transcript has 3 exons. The coding region runs from base 1 to 639 and encodes 212 amino acids. The record is from RefSeq and is a predicted model, not a curated record.
AUGAAUCUGUUGAGGAUCUUUGCUGUUGUGAUCACCUGUCUCAUAGUCGUUGGCUUCGGUUAUCCAACACAUCCGACAAUUCCGUCAUAUCAGACAGCUGUUUGGCAUUCAAGUGCAAAUACUGGCUACAGGUGUCGAGCUGGCAUCUGCGGUUACAGAUGCUCCAGCCCAUGGUGUCAUGGAUUCGAAAGCGCCCUAUAUCCGCAGAUGGCAAUGCAGGAGAUGUGGGGUAGUGGAGCCCAUGGAAGGCAUGCACACUCUAGAACGAUGACAGAAUUUCUGAUGAAAGCAAGUCCCGAGGAUCUGACAAUGCUCAUUGAGUCAACACCAAACAUUGAUGAGCCCCACCUCGAUACUGCAGUGGUAACUCCUCCUUCUAACGAAACAUGCAUUCCAAGAUGGUACACUCAUAGAACUAACAACAGCGACACAUGCGGUUGUGCCGCAAGGAAAAGUGAAUUCAAGUACGAGGCUCGUACGGAUGAAAGAUUGGAGAAAGCCCCAGUUACUACAAGACAGUACAGGUUCGAAGGAAUCUGCAGUCUGAGCUCUCCUCUGCCUCGACGAAAUCUGACAAUGCAUUCGCCAUCAGAAGUGUACCCACCGAACACUUCUCACAUAAGAGGUACAAGUAUAUAA